CUGGGGCAUGUGGAGGAUAAAAGCUUUUGUGUUUCAAUCUGCAAUUUCAAACCGAACUGCGUAAAAACAUGGCGUAGAUGAAACAAAUUUAUGAUCUGAGAAAAAAAUUGGAGUCGGAAAGCCACACAAAAAUAAAUAUUUGUCGACAAAACCCCAGUAGAAAUCAAAAGAACAAGGAUCUAAGGAAAAAUUAUUUCAAAUAUGGAGAAGGAAGGCAAUAUCGAUGAACUUGGGAAAUCAUUUUCUAGAAGUUCUGUUGCUAAUAAUGACAGCUCAGCUUCGACAACAACAGAUGUUGAGUGUGUGAGCUUUUCCUCAGAAAAAUUCACAGUCAUUGAUGCAAAAGAUGAAUAUGACGACAAUCUACAAAAUCUGUCUUGCAUGGCGGUUAGUAGUGGUAAUUUUACUGUGGAUGGCGACAUAUCUUUUCAAACGAUAACAUUUGACGAAAAAAACAUUGAAAAAGAGUUAGGUAAGGUAUUUAAAGGUCCUAAAAAUUCAAAAGAAAUAGGCAACACUGUAUCUGAAUUACAAAAGUGUGUAGAAGAAGAAGUACAGGAAGAUAUCUUUUCCAAACUAGCAAAGGUAGCCAAUGCUCAAAGAAAAUCGCAGAGAAUGUUCCGGUAGCCGAAUCUGUGGCUAAAACCCUUGGAACAAUAACAAGUAUUUUUCAAGUUGUCGGAGAUAAGAUGAAAGUGAAUGCCCAAAAAAUCCAAGAGGAUGAAACAUAUGCACCCUUCGAGCGAUUUCAAGAUUCCGAGAUUACAUCAGAAGCAUGUGGACUUGAAGAUUUGUUUUACACAACACACGCGUACGUAAAGGGAAUUCAU
Molecule: messenger RNA, 830 nt
Organism: Saccostrea cuccullata (small rock oyster)
Lineage: Eukaryota; Metazoa; Mollusca; Bivalvia; Ostreida; Ostreidae
Exons: 4
Coding region: 202-627 (141 amino acids)
Source: RefSeq, a predicted model, not a curated record